GUAACCUUGAGAGGUCUUUGAUGAAUUCCUCAUUGUAGACUCUGCGAGGGAUGUUGUAUGUGUUUUGGAGGGAAGAGAGAAGGGAGGCAGAAGAGAUGUCAGGAAAGAAGAAAGCAACCUUAGAAGAGAAAUUCCAGCUGCUGCGCUCUGUUACGAAGUCAAAUGAGGCAAACAAGACAUCGAUCCUGGUAGAUGCGUCGAAAUACAUCAAGGACCUCAAGGACAAGGUUGAAGAAGCAGCAGUAGCUGCUGCACUAGCUAACAGUAGCAGUAGCAGUAGUACUGCAACUUCAGUUGGCAGUGCCAUGGCAGCAAUGGUGAGCGUCUCAUGGGUGGAGCUGGACAGUGGCGGCAGUGGAUUCCGGAUCAAUGUGUCCAUGGAGAGGAGCCGGCCAGGGUUGCUGGUGUCGGUGCUAGAGGCCUUGGAGGAUCUGGGCCUCAACGUCCUGGACGCCGCCGUCUCUUGCGCCGAUGACGCCGCCUUCCGCCUGCAGGCGCUUGGUUCAGGCCAGCAGGGUGGAAGUGGAAGCAGCGUGGAUGUGCAAAUGCUUCGCCAAGCCGUGUUGCAGGCCAUCAGUAAAUGCCUCAACCAUGACGAUGAAUAAGUGCAUGCAGAGUAUAACAAUCGGCUUCACAGAUAUAUAUUAGUUGAUAUUAGAGAAUAUGAGAGAUAUUUAUCCUUAUUAUUGGUCAUGUUUAUCUUCCCAAUUAAGAGGGAUCCAACGAUCCUAGUUAAUUUUCUGCUCCCAUGGAAUUAGUAGUGGUACUACAUGAAGAAUUUGCUGUAACUUUUUUUUCCCCGCACCAGGAAAGACGGGGAAAACGCCCCCUCAAAAGAAUUACAAAAAUAAGUUAUCAU
Messenger RNA from Panicum virgatum (switchgrass), 859 nucleotides. Its product is annotated as transcription factor bHLH61-like. NCBI's taxonomy places the organism in Eukaryota, Viridiplantae, Streptophyta, Magnoliopsida, Poales, Poaceae. Gene Ontology annotation, molecular function: DNA-binding transcription factor activity; sequence-specific DNA binding. Gene Ontology annotation, biological process: regulation of DNA-templated transcription. Gene Ontology annotation, cellular component: nucleus. The transcript has 3 exons. The record is from RefSeq and is a predicted model, not a curated record. The coding region runs from base 51 to 605 and encodes 184 amino acids.